Messenger RNA from Myotis daubentonii (Daubenton's bat), 1192 nucleotides. RefSeq names its product sulfotransferase family 2B member 1 (gene SULT2B1). NCBI's taxonomy places the organism in Eukaryota, Metazoa, Chordata, Mammalia, Chiroptera, Vespertilionidae. Gene Ontology annotation, molecular function: sulfotransferase activity. The record is from RefSeq and is a predicted model, not a curated record.
AACCGGCUGGGAGCUGCCCCUCCCCUUGGGCGCGGAGGUAGGCACCUGGCGGGUUCCCCCGGUGGCAGACGCCGCCGCUGCACACACGGGUCCCGCGCCGCGCCGUCUGCUCCCUGCACGUCCUCCCCUCCCCGCCCGCGCCCGCCGCCAUGGACGGGCCCGCCGAGCCCCGGACCUCGGGCCUGUGGGGCACCUACGAGAACAACAUCUCGGAAAUCGGACAGAAGCUGUCGGGCGAAUACUUCCGGUACAAAGGCAUCCCCUUCCCCGUGGGCAUCUACUCCCCCGAGAGCAUCAGCAUCACGGAGAACGCGGAGGUGCAGGACGACGACAUCUUCAUCGUCACCUACCCCAAGUCAGGCACCAACUGGAUGAUCGAGAUCCUCAGCUUGAUCGUCAAGGACGGGGACCCCUCCUGGAUCCGCUCGGUGCCCAUCUGGAAGCGGGCGCCCUGGUGUGAGACCAUCAUGGGAGCCUUCAGCCUCUCGGACCAGUCCAGCCCCCGCCUCAUGAGCUCCCACCUCCCCAUCCAGCUCUUCACAAAGGCCUUCUUCAACUCCAAGGCCAAGGUCAUCUACAUGGGCCGGAACCCCCGGGACGUGGCCGUGUCGCUCUAUCACUACUCCAAGAUUGCCGGGCAGCUGAAGGACCCCGGCACCCCUGACCAGUUCCUGCAGAACUUCCUCAAAGGCGAAGUGCAGUUCGGCUCCUGGUUCGACCACAUUAAAGGCUGGAUUCGGAUGCAGGGCAAAGAGAACUUCCUGUUUAUCACCUACGAGGAGCUGCAGGAGGAUCUCCCCGGCUCCGUGCAGCGUGUCUGCCAGUUCCUGGGCCGGCAGCUGGGCGAGGAGGCGCUGGGCUCCGUGGUGGCUCACUCGGCCUUCGAUGCCAUGAAGGCCAACACCAUGUCCAACUUCUCGCUGCUGCCCCCCAGCCUGCUGGACCAGCGCCAUGGUGCCUUCCUCCGGAAAGGGGUCUGCGGGGACUGGAAGAACCACUUCACGGUGGCGCAGAGCGAAGCCUUCGACCGCGUCUACCGCGAGCAGAUGCGGGGGAUGCCGACCUUCCCCUGGGACGAGGACCCCGAGGGUGCCAGUCCGGACCCCGAACCCAGCCCCGCACCCAGCCCCAGCCCAGCCCAGGCCUCCGAGCACCCGCACCCGUGACCCCGAGAAUAAACGCAUCGCUCCUG